This is a messenger RNA of Branchiostoma belcheri (Belcher's lancelet), 1372 nucleotides long. Its product is annotated as structural maintenance of chromosomes protein 2-like. Lineage: Eukaryota; Metazoa; Chordata; Leptocardii; Amphioxiformes; Branchiostomatidae. Bases 20 to 1372 code for a protein of 450 amino acids. The transcript has a single exon. The record is from RefSeq and is a predicted model, not a curated record.
UUGUGCACCGGCAACAGCCAUGAAUACGUCCACUGCUACCAAACAGACCAAGACUGCUGGCAAAAAAAGGCAGGGAAAGAAGCCUGUCGCCGACCCUCCUGAGGCAGACUCUGCCAACAGAUCGCCGAAAAGAAGACAGAACGCGAAAUAUGACAGCAUGAUGGCCUUAAACACGGUGAACGUCGACAUCUCUCCCAAGAAACCCAGCCAAGAAGCGAAGGAACGAGUCCGCGAGAAGCUUCAGAUGCACGAGCUCCAGAGCGAGCUGACCAAGAAGAGAGUCGAGUGCGACAUUUUGCGAGAAGGCGGGAGACAGAUACGAGAAGAGUUGAACUAUCAGAAGGAAGUGCUGUCUCAGCAGACCAAUGAUACCAUACGUCGUCUUGAACAAGAGAACCACGAGCUGUCUGCUGUCGUGGAAGAACAGAGGAAACGGGAGGGCGAAAUUGAGAGGCAAGUUCAGGACCUGGAGAAGGCCCUCAGCGAUGCGUCGGAAGAGCUGAAAGACGUGCAAGAGAAACGGAAAACGCUUGAGGAGGAAAAGAAGCAAAUUGAGGAGGAAAAGGAAGAGCUGCGAAAAUCCAAUCGCCGCCAGGUGGACGAAAUCAGCGCCGCUAAGGCAGAAAUCAGCAAGAUUACUCGGCGGGCGGAGGAGGCGGAGAAGAAGGCGGCCCAGGAGCUACAGACGCGUCAAGAGGUGGAGGCGAAGAAUGAAGAAGUUGAGAAGGAGAAAGAUGCAGCAAUGUUGGAGAGAGAUGAGGCCCAAGCAUCUUGCAAGACCCUGGAAGAUCAUAUCGAGAGGAUGGAGCAGGAAAAGCGGGACCGGCCGUCAGAGGCCGCUCAGACCGACCUCCGGUCCUGCGUGUCCUGCGUCAGUAAGACUGAGUACAAAGGCGAUAUCACAGUGAUGGAGUCAUGCAGCCUCCUGCCGUACUUCAUCCACGGCGACAGGAGGAACCUCAUCGUCCCACUCCAGCGCAAACAGUCCAACGGCCAGUCCCAGUCCGGCGUCAUCGAUCUGAACGACUACAAGACAGACACCCCGCAAGACCACACGCCGCCCAAUGGUCAGCGUCCGGCGCCGCCGAGCAAGCUGAAGCGCAGGAGCUCCUCCAACCAAAGCACUAAACUGCCGAGCCUGCUGAAGUCGAAGAAAGGAGUCGCCGGGCGGGAGGUGAGGACGUCCGACCCUUUCCUGACCGGGAGGUUUGUGGACGCCAUUAGCGCGGACUCCAGCUCCCAGGCGCAGCUGCAGCAGGGGCAGAUCCUGGUGAUAGACCAGCAGGGAGGCGGCUACUACGUUCUGGUGGACGACAACAACGAAGCAGUGGCAGUGAACGGAGAGCAAAAGGACGGGGACCAGGGCCGGUGA